Messenger RNA from Ostrinia nubilalis (European corn borer), 6035 nucleotides. It is a transcript of the gene nrm, whose product is annotated as hemicentin-1. The record is from RefSeq and is a predicted model, not a curated record. Lineage: Eukaryota; Metazoa; Arthropoda; Insecta; Lepidoptera; Crambidae. Gene Ontology annotation, cellular component: tetraspanin-enriched microdomain; immunological synapse; membrane. Bases 257 to 5944 code for a protein of 1895 amino acids. The transcript has 30 exons.
GACGGGGGCACCCGCGUGCUUCUAUUCGAAAAACGAACGGCGAUCGGACAUCCAAACCUCCUUGGUGUCAACGAAAAUAAAACGUCACUUUUUAGCGGGAAUGUGCUGUGAUUUUUAAUCUGUGACAAGUGUGUGAUGUGUCAAUGAUUAUAUCGGAUCUAGCAGAAUAACCCUCGCUCGACAUUCCCACGAUGUUCUAACAGUGAAUCAGUGUGUGUACAGUGAGUGUGUGAUGGUGUGACGUGUCAGUGUCAAAAUGGCGUCGUGGGCUGUCAUACUGUUGCUGGCUGUCGUCGGCUGUCAACGCGCUUUGGGAGAAAGAGACCACGCCUCGGCCAUAGUGGGCGAUACAGCCCGCCUGCGGUGCCGCAUCGAUGGCAAGUCCUGCGGGGAGAUGCACAGCAUCAAGUGGUACAAGGCUGAUGCGAGGGUGUACGUGUACUCUGCUUCGGGGGACGCACCUGUCAGCAGGCCCGAGGGAGAUAUGAUGGACAGGAUAUCGAUAUCGCACGUCCCUAACGCAACGUACGCGGAGCUGGUCAUCAACCACGUGAAGGCGGAGGACGAGGGCGUCUAUCGAUGCGAGAUCACCUACCUUCAUGUUGGCGAGGACUGCAAUACUGUCCAGGUCACCGACUUCCACACUUACAUAAAACCAAAGUCGGUGGAGGUGACAGUGGGUGACCGACAGCUGCAAGACGGGUCAGUCCUCCAGGACCUCUACGAGAGGGCCAAGGUUGAGGUCACGUGCACCGUGGUGGAAGGGAAACCGCAACCGGAGGUCGCCUGGUUCAAGAACGGGAAGAAGAUUGAUGCCCAAGAGAAGACCAACUCGACCACGGUGCAGCGCAUCGCGUCACUGACCAUAACGCGAGCGGAGCUGGGAGGCGAGCUCAAGUGUGUGGUGUCCUCCGCGGCGCUCGACGAGCCCAUCGUGAAGAAAAUCGCGCUGGAUGUUAAAGUGCCCCCCAACAAGACGUUCAUCAAAGGCGUCGGUGAGCACGCCACCCAAGGGACCCUUCUGACGCUGGUGUGCACCGCCUCCGGAGCCAGGCCUGCAGCGGAGAUUCAGUGGUUCAACGGGACCGACAAGAUGGACAGACAGCAGUACAACAUCAAUCAACGAGCAGUGGAAUUGAGCGACACGACCUUCGAGACCACAUCCAACUUGACCUUCGAGGCGACGAAGUACGAGAACCGGCAGAAGUUCCACUGUGAAGCCUCCAACGAGGUGACCGAAAGGACGCACGACCACCCCAUGCACGCUACUAGGGAGCUGGAGAUAUACUAUUCGCCCAUAGUACGAGUGGAGCCAAAAAACAUCACAGUGGUGGAAGGAAAGAAGGUGCUGCUGAAAUGCGACUAUGAAAGCAACCCUUCAUCCCUGAACACUGUCAUUUGGUACCGCAACGGCGAGCGAGUCUCCGUCAACGACACGAGCCACUACGACGGUGGCACCACCGACCAGCACUCGCUGAUCAUUCGCGAUGCACGAGGCGGGGACAUGGGCAACUACACCUGCCUCCUGGCUAACUCCGUGGGGAAUGGAUCGAGCCACGAGAGCAUACACGUCAACGUGCUGUACAAACCCCAAGUGCGUCUCACCAUGAGCUCCCAAAGCCCGAUCCUGGAGACGGACCACAAGAACGUGACGCUGACGUGCGAGGUGGAGACGGGCAACCCGCCGCUGCUGGACGAGGUCAUCUGGUACCUGGACGGGGAGGUGCUGAAACAUCUGCCCGAGUGCAACGGGACUGAUGGAGAUGAAAACCUGUGCAACGAAGUGGACCCCUCGAUGCUGCUCCUCCAAGACACCACGAAGAGCUUCCACGGGAACUACUCCUGCAAGGGCAAGAACUAUGCUGGCUGGGGCAACGAGAGCAGCAAGACCGAGCUGGUUGUUAACUACCCGCCCGGGCCGGCGAAGCUGACGUAUUCCCCGUGGCGAGUAGUGAAGGGAAAGAGCCUCGUACUGAGCUGCAGCAUCAAGGAGAAGGGGCGGCCGGAAGUUCAUAGGUUCCGUUGGCACCGUGGCGGCAGGCCUGUGCCCGACAUAGUUUCUCAGAACUGGACGAUCGAUCCGGUGACCUUAGACCACAGAACCACCUUCUCCUGUCGCGGGUCCAACGCAGGAGGGGAGGGGGAGCUGGCCUCUGUGGCUAUUGAUGUUUUAGCUCCACCAAGCUUCAAGUACGCAAUGAACCAUUACAGCGGGGCAUUGUACAAAUCACAGAAUAUAUCCCUCUCCUGCACCGUAGAAUGUGCGCCGCUCUGCAGCGUGCAGUGGCUCAAAGACGGGCAGGUCAUAGAUGAGAAGAACGACCGCUACUACGUGGUCACCAGGAAGAUUGAGCCGCAAGUCAAUAGGAACGAUUUUGAGGCUACGGAGUCUACUUUGCACUGGAACAUGUCAGCGUGGCCAGGGCGCGUGCUGGACCGGGCGGCCGACACCGCGCGCUAUACUUGCCGCUCGUCCCGCAACGACGCCGGGCCGCCCGUCAAUAGCACCACCAAGUUUGCUGUCGAAUAUGAACCAGAAAACAUUACAGUUUCGCCGAAGGUUGUGUCGGUCAUCGAAAACGAGAUACCAGCUAAAGUCGUCUGCUCUGCGAGAGGAUUCCCCAUGCCAAGCUUCUCGUGGCGGCGGGAGCACUCCAGCAAGAGUGCUGCGAGGGACCACACCAACAACUCGCUCAUACUAUCCUCCUCUAACACCCUCCUGCUAGGCCCCGUGCAGAGGAAGGACGGCGGCCAUUACGUCUGCGAGGCGUAUAACAGACACGGAUCAGUCAAUACCACUGUGUUUUUGGAUGUUAUGUAUGUUCCUGCAUGUGGAAUUAAGAAAACUACAAUCAAUGGCGACCCAGUUUUGGUUUGCACGGCACAUGCUAAUCCAUCAGAGGUCUCAUUCGUUUGGAAACUGGAAAACGACAACGACAGUCUGACGUACGAGGAGAUACGUCAGUCAGGCUCCCAGAGCUUCCUCAAGCUAAGCACCAGCGUCGACGUCUACAGGACGUAUCUGUGCUACGCUAACAACACCGUCGGCAUGACGAGAUGCGAGAUGGACGUGCCAGGCAUCGUCCCGUGGUGGCGCGACCAACACAAGCUGAUCCUGAUCGGAGGCAUCGCGCUGGCCGUGCUCGUGAUCACCGUGAUCCUGUGCAUCAUCAUCAUCUGCGUCUGCCGGCGGAUGCGAGCCAAAUCUAAAUACAAUAACCCGGUGGAACUCGAAGAGAGGGAAAAUCCGGAUGGUAGCUGUAUAAACGAGGUGUCGAUAGCUCAGUCAAUUAUAUCACAAGCUUUGCCUGCUUUAUCACCACGAUUAAACCUAUCGUUCAGUCCCAAGUCUUCAGACAGGACUAGAUUAGUCGACUCCAGCUACCCACACAGCCUAGAAAUGAAUAAAUUCAAAGAACAACCGGUAACAAGCAGCUUGCAAGCAAACCUAUCACAACUGGAAGCCACUAUAAAAUCCAGUGAAGAAAAUGAAACUGCACAAACUCCCAAAACUGAACCAAAAGCUGAUGGAAAUAAAGCACAAACUGUAGUGACGCCUAGCAAAUGGCCUGUGAAGCCUGGAGUUCUGGUUCAUGUAAAUUCAAACCACACGCUUAGCCCUAAAAAUCAAGCUAGACUGCAAACUGUAAAUAACAAUAAUAAUAAUCAAAAUAAGGAUGCUGAAGAAGCUAAUUUGGGACUUCUUGAAAGGAAAAAUACUAAAGAAGAAGAAAAGACACCGCCUAAAUCGGAGUAUUCAAAGAAAAAUGUGGUAUCAUUUAAAAGGCCUGACCGAAUUGCAACAAGUGCUAGAAUAAAACCUUUUAACGAUCAAACGCCUUCGAAGAAUACUAGGAAGCGAAAAAAACCGGGCGACGACAGCCCACCUACGAAUGGCGUAGAUAAUGCUGUGAACGGAACCCUUGGAGCGGACAACCCGGGACUCUACGAGAACCUGCCGUUCCAUGGCCUACAGCAACCUCCAAAUAAGCCCGUACAAGCGAUACAGCCGAGGGUCAUCGACAUGAACCAAAGAACUGCGAAAGGAAUCGAAUCUCUGCAAAAACAACUGACGACUAACCCCUCAUUCACGCCAAGACUGGUCUGCCCCCCGUUUAUGCAGAACUCAAUGCCGUAUCCCAUGACAUCUCCUUCGAACUCGCAAUACCCAGCAUUUGGCAUACCAGUAUUGUCACCUAUACAGCAAAUGUACCCCCUACAUCAAACUGUAUUACUGAACCCAUACCUGCCUCCGAUGCAAACGUCAUUUCUAAAGCAAUUUCCGACGAUUGAUGAAGAAAUUUCCGAUGGAGAUAACACUAGGAAGUUUUCCUCAUUGAAUACUAGAAAUAUUCAUAGAAAACCGCCCCAAUUUCAAUCUAUGAGAGUCGUCAGGAAACGUAAUAUUGAACGGUUUUAUCCUAACACAGAAUAUGGAGAGAAUUUCACUGAAAUUAACAAUAACAAAGAUAGUCAAGGUGAUUCAGAUAAUGAUAAUAUAGUUUUUAACCAAGACAUAAUUUACGCUAACUUUCCUUCACUAUUGAAGAUCAAAUCAAAUGUAAAUGGGGUUGAGCAAUUCGAAAAUUUGACUGACUCUAUACAAGUGUGCGAAGAAAGCAAAGAACAGAUGAAUCUAUCUACGAAUUCAUUGAAUAGACCAGUACCGGCGCCUAGAACGAAAAUAUCUCCAUUAAGCUCCCCAGCCAAAUCUGAUCACGUAUACGUCAAUCUAUCAAUGCCACUAAUAAGCACAAAGUUCUCAAGGUCCUUCGAUACAGUUGACGCCCCAGUCAGGUCUUCUAAAUCCGCUGAAGACAUUUCAAAACUUAAACCUCCUAGAAAAGACAAAAAAAUAGCAGAAUCAAGACUGAACAAAAGUGAUGUUGAUAAGAAACUUGAAGACGAUAGUGAUGAAGAGAAAGAUGAUGAAAAACCAGACUUUAUCAAACCAAAUAUAAUCGGUGCUACUCCUAAGAGGAAUUUGUCGAUAACUCUGCCAUCGACUUCGUUAGUAAAAUCAGUAGUUAGUCAAUUGAAUGAUCAAGCUGGUAUAAACAAAGUGGGGUUGCCAAAGAAGCAAGUGAUAGCGCCAAAUAAGACUUUACAAAUACCAAAACUGGCGGAAAAGCCUAUACCAAAGAGGUCGAUCGUGCGACGCAGCAAUUCAGUACAAAGUGCUUUAACUGGUUUAGAAAACGGUCAGAAUACUAACAUACUACAACAGCAGUACAUGCAAAAACGCAACCAUUUUACUAACCUAAGCUCGAAAGGAAAAAAUAAGAAAAACUUCCAAAUACCACUUCAGAAGCAUCACAGUUUUUGUUACUUUCAGCCUAUAAGAGUAGAUAAGAGAAUCCCUGUAGACCAGGAGAGGUCGUACAAUAACACGAUAGGACCACUGAUAUACCAACAGCCUGCAGACACUCAGUACUACACCAAAACAUUGAACAGAAGUAGAGAGAAGAACAACCAGAAACUGAAUCGUCUAAAAAAAUCAGAGAGCCUCAGAGAAAAACUGUCCUGUGUUGGUGUUUAUGAUAACUACGAGAAACCGGACUACCCAGAGCCGGAGUACAAUGAAUCAGAGAGAAGAUCGUAUUUGCAACUCCUCAAAGGCAACUACAUAUCAAAUUCCACUAGAAACCUAGGUCCUGAGCACAAUUUCAGUCCGAACUACAACACAGUCGGUCCUAAGGAAGACAAACCUAAACAUAAGAAAUUAGUAUAUGCAGAUUUAGCUUUAGGCAACCAUAAUUUGAAGUUUAAGAACACAGUCAAUUCUAAUAGACAUUUAUAUGAUACGUACACUAUAGGUAGCGAUAGCUGUAGCAAAGAAACUAACAGUAGUUAUAAGGGUAGCGCGUCCAAUCAAAGAAAGGGGAACCACAGUCAGCAGAGGAGUGACUACGCCACACUCAAAUUCAACGAGAUCGAUGUCUGAGAGCCCUUCAGACCCGACGACCAGUUCAUAUACGCCGAUGCCGACAUGAAAGACUACGGGCCGAUCAACUACAAAGCCGCUUCCAUCUACG